Messenger RNA from Chrysochloris asiatica (Cape golden mole), 2115 nucleotides. It is a transcript of the gene TAF6, whose product is annotated as TAF6 RNA polymerase II, TATA box binding protein (TBP)-associated factor, 80kDa. The record is from RefSeq and is a predicted model, not a curated record. NCBI's taxonomy places the organism in Eukaryota, Metazoa, Chordata, Mammalia, Afrosoricida, Chrysochloridae. Gene Ontology annotation, cellular component: transcription factor TFIID complex; SLIK (SAGA-like) complex; SAGA complex. The transcript is spliced from 14 exons. Bases 124 to 2115 code for a protein of 663 amino acids. Gene Ontology annotation, molecular function: transcription coactivator activity; protein heterodimerization activity; RNA polymerase II general transcription initiation factor activity. Gene Ontology annotation, biological process: RNA polymerase II preinitiation complex assembly; transcription initiation at RNA polymerase II promoter.
UUGUUGUGCCUUCUUCUCUUCUUUGGGUCUCAUGUUUCUUCUCCUCUCUCUCUCUCAUUCUCUCUCCCCCCAUCGCUCUACCCCGGAGCAGCAGCCUUAGGGGCUGGGAGGAGGGGCUCCAGAAUGGCAGAAGAGAAGAAGCUGAAGCUCAGCAAUACUGUGCUGCCCUCUGAGUCCAUGAAGGUGGUGGCCGAGUCCAUGGGCAUCGCCCAGAUUCAGGAGGAGACCUGCCAGCUGCUGACAGAUGAGGUCAGCUAUCGCAUCAAGGAAAUCGCACAGGACGCCUUGAAGUUCAUGCACAUGGGGAAGAGGCAGAAGCUCACCACUAGUGACGUUGACUACGCUCUGAAACUGAAGAACGUCGAGCCGCUGUAUGGCUUCCAUGCCCAGGAAUUCAUUCCAUUCCGUUUUGCCUCUGGUGGAGGCCGGGAGCUUUACUUCUAUGAGGAGAAGGAGGUUGACUUGAGUGACAUCAUCAAUACCCCUCUGCCCCGGGUGCCCCUGGACGUCUGUCUCAAAGCUCACUGGUUGAGCAUUGAAGGCUGCCAGCCGGCGAUACCAGAGAAUCCGCCUCCAGCUUCCAAAGAGCAACAGAAGGCUGAGGCCACAGAACCCCUGAAGUCAGCAAAGCCAGGCCAGGAAGAAGACGGGCCCCUAAAAGGCAAAGGUCAAGGGGCUGCUCCAGCUGACAGCAAAGGGAAAGAGAAGAAGGCACCCCCCUUGCUGGAAGGGGCUCCUUUGCGACUGAAGCCCCGAAGCAUCCAUGAGUUGUCAGUGGAACAGCAGCUUUACUACAAGGAGAUCACUGAAGCCUGUGUGGGGUCGUGUGAGGCCAAGAGAGUGGAAGCUCUACAGAGCAUCACUACGGACCCAGGGCUCUAUCAGAUGCUGCCCCGAUUCAGCACCUUCAUCUCAGAGGGGGUCCGUGUGAAUGUGGCACAGAACAACCUGGCCCUGCUUAUCUACCUGAUGCGGAUGGCAAAGGCGCUGACUGAUAACCCGACGCUCUAUCUGGAAAAAUAUGUGCAUGAGUUGAUUCCAGCUGUGAUGACCUGCACCGUGAGCAGACAGCUGUGCUUGCGACCAGAUGUGGAUAAUCACUGGGCCCUCCGGGACUUUGCCGCCCGUCUGGUGGCUCACAUCUGCAAACAUUUCAGCACAACCACUAACAACAUCCAGUCUCGGGUCACCAAGACCUUCACCAAGAGCUGGGUGGAUGAGAAGACUCCUUGGACUACUCGUUAUGGCUCCAUUGCAGGCCUGGCAGAGCUGGGACAUGAUGUGAUUAAGACUCUGAUUCUGCCCCGGCUACAGCAGGAGGGGGAGCGGAUCCGCAGUGUCCUAGAGGGCCCUGUGCUGAGCAACAUUGAUCGGAUAGGAGCGGACCACGUGCAGAACCUCCUUCUGAAAUACUGCGCCCCAGUUCUGGCAGAGCUGUGCCCACCAUCUGACGACCAGGAUGCCUAUUGGGCAGAAUUUGGGUUCCUUGGCCCCCUUCUCUGCUCCCAUGUGAUCAAGGCCCAGGCCCAGGCUGCUCUGCAGGCUCAGCAGGUCAACAGGACCACACUGACUAUCACCCAGCCCCGGCCCACACUGACCCUGUCCCAGGCCCCCCAGGCUGGCCCUCGGACUUCUGGCUUGCUAAAGGUUCCCGUCCAGACCCUGGUGUCUGCUCGAGCUGCUGCCCCUCCUCCAACCAAGCUCAUUGUAAUGUCCUCAUCAUCUAGUGCCUCAUCUACCCAGCAGGUCCUGUCCCUCAGCACCUCAGCUCCUGGCUCAGGCUCUACCACAACCUCGCCCGUCACUACCACCACUGUCUCCAGUGUGCAGCCCAUUGUCAAGCUGGUCUCCACAUCCGCAACCACUCCCCCCAGCACUGCUCCCUCUGGUCCAGGGAGUGUCCAGAAGUUUAUCGUGGUUUCUCUUCCAAAAGGGGAAGGCAAAGGAGGCCCCACCUCUCAUCCUUCUCCAGUUCCUCCUGCCUCCUCAUCCCCUUCACCUCUUGGAGGCAGUGCCCUCUGUGCAGGGAAGCAAGAAGCUGGGGAUAGCCCCCCGCCAGCCCCAGGGACUCCAAAGGCUAAUGGUUCCCAGCCCCCUGGGUCUGGGUCUCCUUGA